Messenger RNA from Gastrolobium bilobum, 762 nucleotides. Its product is annotated as probable glutathione S-transferase. The coding region runs from base 29 to 688 and encodes 219 amino acids. The transcript is spliced from 2 exons. The record is from RefSeq and is a predicted model, not a curated record. Gene Ontology annotation, cellular component: cytoplasm. Gene Ontology annotation, molecular function: glutathione transferase activity. Gene Ontology annotation, biological process: glutathione metabolic process. NCBI's taxonomy places the organism in Eukaryota, Viridiplantae, Streptophyta, Magnoliopsida, Fabales, Fabaceae.
CUUUCUGUACUAUAUCUUAACUAUAAGAAUGGCGGAUGAGGUGGUUCUGCUAGAUUUCUGGCCAAGUCCCUUUGGGAUGAGGGUUAGGAUUGCACUUGCUGAGAAGGGUAUCAAGUAUGAGAACAAAGAAGAGGACUUGAGGAACAAGAGUCCUCUGCUCCUCCAAAUGAACCCGGUUCACAAGAAAAUCCCGGUUCUUAUCCACAAUGGCAAGUCCAUUUGUGAAUCUCUCAUUGCUGUUCAGUACAUUGAUGAGGUCUGGAAUGAUAGAUCUCCUUUGUUGCCUUCUGAUCCUUACCAGAGAGCACAGGCUAGAUUCUGGGCCGAUUUUGUUGACAAGAAGAUAAAUGAUAUUGGAAGGAAGCUUUGGACAAAAAAAGGAGAAGAACAAGAAGCUGCCAAGAAGGACUUCAUAGAUGCCAUUAAAUUGUUGGAGGAACAGCUUGGAGACAAGACUUAUUUUGGAGGAGACAAGAUUGGCUUUGUGGAUUUAGCACUUGUUCCAUUCUACUCUUGGUUUAAAGCUUAUGAGACUUUUGGCAACUUCAAGACAGAGAGUGAGUGCCCCAAGUUUAUUGCUUGGGCCAAGAGGUGCAUGCAGAAAGAGAGUGUUUCCAAGUCUCUUCCUGAACAGGAAAAAGUCUAUGAUUUCAUUGUGGAGAGAAGAAAGAGGAUGGGUAUUGAGUAGAUUGGAGGCAUAUUAGUAAAGUACUUGUCUGUCAUUGUUCGUGUGCUUCUCCUUUCAUAUAAAGUAUUUAGUAA